Messenger RNA from Gymnodraco acuticeps, 911 nucleotides. RefSeq names its product growth-regulated alpha protein-like. Gene Ontology annotation, molecular function: chemokine activity; CXCR chemokine receptor binding. Bases 61 to 327 code for a protein of 88 amino acids. Gene Ontology annotation, biological process: chemokine-mediated signaling pathway; antimicrobial humoral immune response mediated by antimicrobial peptide; neutrophil chemotaxis. Gene Ontology annotation, cellular component: extracellular region. Lineage: Eukaryota; Metazoa; Chordata; Actinopteri; Perciformes; Bathydraconidae. The transcript has 4 exons. The record is from RefSeq and is a predicted model, not a curated record.
CACCACUCUCACAUCACUCUCACAUCCUCAUCGGUGCUGAAAGAUCAAACAACCGCCAAGAUGAUGACUAAAGCCACGCUCCUCCUGUCCGCUCUGACGCUCUGCUGCUGCAUCGCCUCUCUGCAAGCUUUUCCGAGGGAGCGCUGUAUGUGCAUCCAGACCAUCUCUUCUAUGCCUGUCCGAGUCAUCAAGAGAAUCGAGGUGAUUCCCAUUUCAGGAUACUGCCGACGGACUGAAAUCAUAGUCACCAGAAGGAACGGCUCUCAAGUUUGUGUGAACCCAGCGGCGAACUGGGUCUACGUACUGAUCAGCAAUCUGAAAAGUUAAGAUGGGAACUCCGGCUCAACCACUGUGUCACCCAACGCUUCCACAAACUACUUCUGAUCACAAUCUGUGGCAACAUGUGACAUAACAAUGGCUUCAAUUAAAUGUAUCAAGCUGUGAAUUAAAAUGGGGGGGCUGAGAUAUGUCCAGCUUUAAAAACUACCUAAUGAAUCAAAUGAUUCAACACUUUAAUUAAAAAUUCUUCUUUUGCCUUUUUCGGAAAAUGUCAAUAAACAAUCUGUCUUACUUAUUUCUCAGAUGCCUGAAGUACUGACAGUUGAUAGUACAUCACUUUAACGGGGCUGCUUUACUCCCAUGUUAUAUACAUUUUAAUAUGGAUUUCAUUAUUGCUGUAUGGAUACUCAUUCUAAAAUAUAUAAAUGUUGCUAUUUCUUUUUUUUAAAGCCAUAACUCUGUACUGUGAAGUAAUUCUGUGAUGGUUUUAUUACAAAAUCAAUAGAAUGCAAAGAAUGCUUUCCUGUAAAUGUGAAUACACAAUGAUGCUGGGCUGGUACUGUAACCUGUCAUUUUAGUGUUGUGUUAUCAUUACUUGUCUUCUUAUAAAGAAUAAAAGAAGAGAAAAAGGC